AUGUCUACUUCUGUUCCUGGCGCCACGCAGACCGGCACCGGCGGCGACUCCUUGACGGUCGAUCUCAGUGCCCAGUUCAACGGUGCUGAUAUGGUGUGGGUGGCUAUUUCCGGUGUUAUCGUGUGGAUCAUGGUCCCCGGCGUCGGUUUGUUGUACCUGGGGCUUUCGAGAAAAAAACACGCUCUUUCGCUUAUGUGGGCGUCGCUCAUGGCGCUUUCGCUUACUACUUUCCAGUGGUUCUUCUGGGGCUACUCUCUAUGCUUCUCGCACCUGGACAGUUCGCUGUUUUUGGGCACUUUGGCCAACUUCUGCCUUAUGGACGUGCUUGGCGCUCCCGCUGUCGUCGACUCCUUGCCUGACAUUUUGUUCUGCUUUUUCCAGGGCAUGUUUGCCUGUGUGACUGCCAUUUUGAUGGUGGGUGCUGGCUGCGAAAGAGCCCGUUUGGCGCCCAUGAUGGUGUUCUUGUUCAUCUGGUUGACCGUGGUGUACUGCCCAAUUGCCUACUGGACCUGGGGUGGAAACGGCUGGUUGGCCAACCUCGGAGCCUUGGACUUCGCUGGCGGUGGUCCCGUUCACGAAAAUGCCGGUUUUGCCGCUUUGGCCUACUCCAUGGUUUUGGGUAAGAGACACGAUCCCUUGACCAACGGCAAGGUGCCAAAGUACAAGCCCCACUCGGUCUCGUCCAUUGUGUUGGGUACCGUUUUCUUGUGGUUCGGCUGGUUUGGCUUCAACGGUGGUUCUACCGGUAACGCUUCUAUCAGAUCCUGGUACGCCUGUGUCAACACCCAGAUUGCUGCUGCCUCGGGUGCUUUGACCUGGAUGUUUGUGGACUGGUUCCGUACUGGCGGUAAGUGGUCCACUGUGGGUCUCUGUAUGGGUGCUAUUGCUGGUCUUGUCGGUAUCACCCCAGCUGCUGGUUUCGUGCCAGUGUACACCUCUCUUAUUUUCGGUGUUGUUCCUGCUAUCGCCUGUAACUUUGCCGUGGACCUCAAGAACCUCAUCAGAAUCGACGACGGUAUGGACGUUUUCGCUCUUCACGGAAUUGGUGGUUUCAUCGGUACUUUCAUGACCGGUUUGUUUGCCGCCGACUACAUUGCCAAGUUGGACGGUGCUACCGAAAUUGACGGUGGCUGGAUGAACCAGAACUACAUCCAAUUGGGUUACCAGCUUGCCGCUUCCACCUCCAACGGUGCAUGGUCUUUCAUCGUCACUGCCAUAAUUUUGUUCGCCAUGGACAAGAUCCCAUUCCUUAGAUUGCGCUUGCACGAGGAUGAGGAGUUGAUGGGCGUUGACUUGUCUCAGAUUGGUGAAUUUGCCUACUACGACAGCGACAAUGAGUCUGCCUUGGGCACCAAAAACUCUCCUUACGUUGCCGAGCCAAUCAGAUCCAACGACCCCCGUGUGGCCCAGUUGAGAGCUGCCUCCAACAAGGAGGAGCUUGACGGUGUUACAAAAAAUGGCGAGAAGUUCUCUCCUGAGGAUUCUAGCGAAAAUCACAGUAACAAGCAGUAG
Candidozyma pseudohaemuli is the source of this 1512-nucleotide messenger RNA. RefSeq names its product ammonium permease (gene MEP2). Lineage: Eukaryota; Fungi; Ascomycota; Pichiomycetes; Serinales; Metschnikowiaceae. The transcript has a single exon. Gene Ontology annotation, cellular component: plasma membrane. Gene Ontology annotation, biological process: ammonium transmembrane transport. Bases 1 to 1512 code for a protein of 503 amino acids. The record is from RefSeq and is a predicted model, not a curated record. Gene Ontology annotation, molecular function: ammonium channel activity.